CAAAGUUUCGAGUCAAAAUUCGAAAAUCAGUUUUUCUGAUAUUUCUAAGAAUCAAGGUCUUUAUAGCUCAUUUUGACCUACAUAAUGAACAUAGUCUCAAUUCAUAAGUGAUUUAUUAGUUUGAGAAUUUCCUUCAUUCGAUAAAAUCCAGUUAUUGCUUCUUUCUUCGAACUUACAUUUUGCAACGUAUAAUAGUGGCACAAAUCAGAAAAAAAAUCUACCCUUAAAAGAAGAUAUAUCAUUAUGAUUUUGUUAACUAUUAAAAAUGUUGAAUAGGCCUGUAAUCUUAGUCACUGAGACCGAAGGAAAAGUUUGGCGAAUUCUAGUUAAUCUUAUACAAAAUUCAAUGUUUCUUCAUAAAGGUUUUCCAAGUCUGUUUGACUAAGAUAUCAAUCUAAUUGAAGGAGAAAAAAGUGUUUGAGUGUACCUAAGCCUUGUAACUUCGCCACUCAUGCCAAGUCUAUUCGCUUGAUCCUGGUUCAAUUUUUUAUCUUUGAGUGUGUAUAUCUUCAGAACCUAUUGAAGAACAAAGGGUUAAUAUUAUUUAUUUAUUUAUUUAUUUAUAGAUCCAAUUGUAAACAAUGAACAUACAAAUGAUGUUAUUGAGAUUCCAAUUGAAACAGAUAAUGCAGAAAUAGAACAAAUAGAUCAAUCCGUAAGUUCUCCUGAACAACAUAAUAAUGACGAACAACGCCAAACAAUCAUUCCAAUGGUUCAAAUUAAUUCAGUCAUAAAUAAUAAUCAUAAUGAAGAAGAAGAUCAAUCGAAAGUAGAAAGUUCCGAUAAUAUUAAUGAACAAUUAUUAUCAACAGAUUCUUCUAUAACGAAUGAUGUAUCUUCGAUAAAAGAUACAAAUGAAGAAGAGCAUAAUUUAGAAUUAAUUGAAGCACAAAAACAAAUUGAAUUACUUCGUGAACAUUUAAAUGAAACAAAUGAACGACUUGUUUCUAUGGAAGAUGUACAUCGAAAUGAACAAGAAAGAUAUCGUUCAUUAACAUUAGAAUACGAUUUAAUACGUGAUGAACUUGUUCAAUUAAAACAACGUUCAAUAAAAGAAAAGAAUGAUAAUAAUCAAUUACUUGAAAAACAACAAGUUGAACUUGAACAAUUAUCAAAAUCUAUUGUAUCAAAACAGAGUGAACAUGAUCAAUUACUUAGUGUUUAUCUCUGUUUUUUUCUUUCUUGUUAUUUGCUCAUUUUUUUUCUUUUCUUUUGUCUUUUAUCAUGGUGA
Molecule: messenger RNA, 1231 nt
Organism: Rotaria sordida
Lineage: Eukaryota; Metazoa; Rotifera; Eurotatoria; Philodinida; Philodinidae
Source: the annotation of a GenBank genome assembly